AAGAUUAAAACCUACAAUACAAAUGUUUGGUACGAAGUCAUGUACUUUAGUUUCACUAACUGAAAAUGAUAAAAAAAUUGUCUUACCGCAUAAUGAAAUCAUUUACAUAGGAAGAAAUCCAAUUACUGAAAUAAAAGACUUACAUCUAUCUCGUAAUCAGUUGUCAAUUCAGGCGAAUUACGAUACAGUUGAAGUUGUUGCAAGUGUUGUUGGAAGCAACUAUUCAGAAUGUAAUGGUUACAUUAUGGAGAAGAAUGAAGUUUAUAGAUUAAAGCAUGGUGAUAUAUUAGCAUUAAAGUCAAAUCAAUAUCAAUAUGAAAUUGUAUUUGAUCCACCACCACCACAAUCAGACUAUGUUAUAAAUGAAAACUCAAAACGUGAAGGCAGUGACCAAGGCCUUGAACCUGAAACAAAAAGACCUAAAUUAAACUUUCCAGUGUUUGAUUGUUCGAAACAAAAUAUUUCAAAAGCCAAUGUAGAGGAGAACACUAUUAGUGGAAAUUGGGAAAUAAUUGAUAGACUGUGUUUAAUUUUUACAUCAACUAAUUUUAAACCCUCACCAAAGAUUGCUGCCUUUGACUUAGAUGGUACAAUAAUUCGAGUAAAGUCUGGUGCCCAGUUUCCAAAAAAUAAAGAUGAUUGGGAUCUUUGGAAUGUCAUUGUACCAAAAAAACUUAGAGAACUAACUGCUGAUGGUUAUUCCAUUGUAAUAUUCAGUAAUCAAGCUGCAAUUAAACAAGAUCAGUCCAAAGUAAAAGAGUUCAAAGAAAAAAUAAGUAACAUAUUACAAAAGAUAAAUAUUCCUAUAAUAGUAUUUAUAUCUACAGAUAAAAGUAUUUAUCGAAAGCCAGUUCCAGGUAUGUGGGAUUUAUUCACCAAAAAGUAUAAUUCUAAACUUGAUGUUGACUAUUCCAACUCAUUUUAUGUUGGUGAUGCAGCAGGUAGACCUAAAAGUUGGGCAUCUAGUAAAAAGAAAGAUCAUUCACUUGUAGACCGCUUAUUUGCUGAAAAUAUUGGACUUAAGUUUUACACUCCUGAAGAAUUAUUUUUGGGAAAUAAACCUGGGGAAUACAAUAAACCAAGUUUUGAUCCACAGCUUGUGUUUUCUACUCCAAAAAAGUCCCCACCUCUCAUUAGUUCGAAUUGUGAACUUGUGGUCAUGGUAGGGUUUCCUGGUUCAGGGAAAAGCACUUUUUGUAAAGAAAAUUUAGUUAAGAAUGGUUAUAUUUAUGCAAAUAGAGAUACAUUGGGUUCUUGGCAAAAAUGUGCAAAGGUUGUUGAAGAGGGGUUGCAAAAUGGAAAAUCGGUUGUAGUAGAUAAUACCAAUCCGGAUGUAGAAUCUCGAAAAAGAUUUAUUACUCUUGCUAAAAAGUUUAACAUUCCUUGUAGAUGCUUUAUAAUGAAUGUUGAUCUCAAUCAUGCGAAGCAUAAUAAUAAGUUCAGAGAACUGACUGAUAAACGUGUAAAAGUGACUGAUGCAGUUAUACAUAGCUAUAAUAAGAACUAUAAAGAACCAACACUAGAUGAAGGAUUUAAUGAAAUUGUUCGUGUAGACUUUGUCCCUGUCUUUGAAAAUCCGGAAAAGGAAAAGUUAUACAAAAUGUUUUUGCUUGAAAAUUAAUUUCGUCACUUUAUAUUUCAAAUUAUGAUAUGUAUGA
Molecule: messenger RNA, 1658 nt
Organism: Agrilus planipennis (emerald ash borer)
Lineage: Eukaryota; Metazoa; Arthropoda; Insecta; Coleoptera; Buprestidae
Gene: PNKP
Exons: 1
Coding region: 23-1621 (532 amino acids)
Biological process (GO): DNA repair
Molecular function (GO): ATP-dependent polydeoxyribonucleotide 5'-hydroxyl-kinase activity; double-stranded DNA binding; polynucleotide 3'-phosphatase activity
Source: RefSeq, a predicted model, not a curated record